AUGUGGGAUUUCCUCAAUUCCCUUCUUAAGGCCAUCCUUGAGUUCAUCUACUGGCUUGUCUUUGUCAAGCUUACAAACUGGGAGAAGAACCGUCUGCGCCAGAUGGGAUUCGAGUCUCAGGAAGAGCUGGAUGAGCUCAUGAGGCAGAGAUACAAGGACGAGAUCGGUGACUUCAGUCCUGAACAGGAGGCGGAACUUAUACGCCGCUACCCAAAGAUCCGAGGGGCUCUUCAACACCGGGCGCGGUUUAUUGCAUCCCGUGAAUCGGCUGGACAAAGGUUAGCAGGUUUCACCGAAAAUUCCCUUCAGUAUCUGGAGCUCACACCAUGA
Messenger RNA from Fusarium vanettenii 77-13-4, 330 nucleotides. RefSeq lists its product as uncharacterized. NCBI's taxonomy places the organism in Eukaryota, Fungi, Ascomycota, Sordariomycetes, Hypocreales, Nectriaceae. The transcript has 2 exons. Bases 1 to 330 code for a protein of 109 amino acids. The record is from RefSeq and is a predicted model, not a curated record.